Messenger RNA from Podarcis lilfordi (Lilford's wall lizard), 25497 nucleotides. The record is from the annotation of a GenBank genome assembly. Lineage: Eukaryota; Metazoa; Chordata; Lepidosauria; Squamata; Lacertidae.
GUGGGGGUCACUGCUUCUGGGACCUUGCCGAUAAACAAGGGAUAUCAUGGCCGGCCGAGCCAUCCUUUGGGGUCUUCUGCUGUCUCUUUGUGCCCUGGGUGAGUGUUUUGCUUUUUCCUCCUAAUAAAAUUCACCCUGUGAUGUGGGAGAGGGGUUUGGGGCAGGUGGUGUAGUGGUUAGGGUGUGGGGCCCGGAUUCGAAUCCCCCACCCGAGCCCAUAAUUAAUAAGAAUAAUAUUUUUUUAUUUAUACCCCUCCCUUCCCGGUUCAGAAAACCGGGCUCAGGGCGGCUAACAACAAAUUUAUUUAUUUUUAAUAAGUUUUUAUUGUUAAAAUAAUUCAGCAUUAAUACACACAUACUGCGAAUAUACAAGCAUACAAACAUACAUUUCAUACAAUCCUUAAAUAUAUACAAACAUACCUACAUUCAGUCCCACAGAUAACUCCUUUUCCCACCACAAAUUUAAAACAAUGGAUGCAACGAAAAACACGGCGUAAAAUGCAGUAUAAAACGUGAAUGGCAAUAAAUUCAAAAUUGCCUCCCGCCACCUGGUCUCCCUCGCAGGGGGGUUCUUGUGAGGAGAAAAUGGGGAGGAGGAGAAUGAAAAGAAAUAUAUAAGUGUGAGAAGGGAGCAAUAAAACCUCCAUUCGGAUCGUUGUGGAAACCCCCCCUUACUCAAUAUAUAUAUAUAUUUGGAGCCUGGAGAACUGAGCGCAGGCUGGUUUAUUGAUUCGGGGUUUCCAGAGGCCCUGUAAAGAUCUCAGCGCCUUCCUUAACAUGCCAUAAAAAGAAUAUAAAGAUGAGAAAUUCGGGGAAUGAAAUGAAAGGGAUUUGUUGCAGUGCACCCCAUCUGAUUUCCUGACAUGAUGGAUGAGUAAUAAAAGGAGAGCAGAAAGCGUGGCGUGCAGAAUAAUGAAGUCCUACAAAGUUUCUACAACUGCAUCGGUGCUUUUCUUGAAUUACCAAAUGUCAAAUUGUUCUUAUUUUAUUUGGAAAAUCUUGGGUUUUUUGUGUGCUUUGCCGGUGCCCUAACCCUGUUCUCUGUCUGGCUGUUGGGUAAUUCGGUGCCGAUGAGUGUCGUUUUAAAUGGCGGCCAAAAAUAUUAUUAUAACGAUUAUAUUAUUAUUAUUAUUAUUAUUAUUAUUAUUAUUAUUAUUAUUAUUAUAUUUCAUCAAAAAUAUUACUAUAACGCUUCUGCUUCUUCUUUCAAACUAACCUCCGAGUGGUUUGCAGCAUCCCUAAAGAGAGGCAGUCUGGUGCAGUGGUUAGAGUGCCACACCGUGACCCGCGAGAGAGCUGGGUUCGAAUUCCCGCUCACUGGCCUACCUCACAGGGCUUGUUGUGAGGAUUAAAUGAGGAGGGGGAGAACCGUGAACGUCAGCUUCUCGGAGGAGCAGAUGGGGUAUGAAUUUAGCAAGCAAAUACCGUAUUUUUUGCUCUAUAAGACUCACUUUUUCCCUCCUAAAAAGUAAGGGGAAAUGUGUGUGCGUCUUACGGAGCGAAUGCAGGCUGCGCAGCUAUCCCAGAAGUCAGAACAGCAAGAGGGAUCGCUGCUUUCACUGCGCAGCGAUCCCUCUUGCUGUUCUGGCUUCUGAGAUUCAGGAUAUUCUUUUUCUUGUUUUCCUCCUCCAAAAACUAGGUGCGUCUUGUGGUCCAGUGCGUCUUAUAGAGCGAAAAAUACGGUAAAUAAAUCACGGAUAGGCUCAGGAGCAAAUAAUACAGUGCAAAUUCCACAUUUUAGGCCAGCAGUAAGGUAAGUUAGCCGUUUAGACACCAGGAUAAAUGUAAAAUAACUACUAUACGGGGAUCCGUAUGCUGAUGACACCCAACUCUAUCUGUUGAUGGAUGGCCAUCCUGACUCGGCCCCAGACACACUGACCAGAUGUUUGGAAGCUGUGGCUGGAUGGUUACGUGGGAGCCGGUUGAAGCUAAAUCCUUCGAAGACAGAGGUCCUCUGGCUGGGAAGGGACGAUAUGGGAUUGGGGGAGCAACUCCCAUCUCUUGCGGGGGCGCAAUUAGUGCCAGCACCGUCCGUUAAGAGUUUGGGUGUAAUCUUCGACACCUCCCUUUCCAUGGAGGCGCAGAUUGCAGCUACAACAAAGGCGGCAUGUUUCCAUCUCCGCCAAGCUAAGCAGUUGGCUCCUUACCUCUCUCGCCCUGACCUGGCCACUGUGAUCCACGCGACGGUCACCUCCAGACUGGAUUAUUGUAACUCGCUCUACGUGGGGCUGCCCUUGAGACUGACCCAGAAACUCCAGCGGGUGCAGAAUGCCGCAGCGAGACUCCUUACGAGGUCCUCGCCACGGGAUCACAUUCACCCGGUGCUAUACCAGCUGCACUGGCUCCCGGUGGAGUACAGGAUCAGGUUUAAGGUGCUGGUUUUAACCUUCAAAGCCCUAUGCGGCCUAGGACCCUCGUACCUACGGGACCGCCUCUCCUGGUAUGCCCCACAGAGAAACCUACGGUCUUCAAAUAAAAACAUCCUGAAGGUCCCAGGCCACAGAGAGGUUAGGCUGGCCUCAACCAGAGCCAGGGCCUUUUCGGCUGUGGCCCCGACUUGGUGGAACGCUCUCCCACAAGAGACCAGGGCCCUGCGGGACUUGACAUCUUUCCGCAGGGCCUGCAAGACAGAGCUGUUCCACCAGGCCUUUGGCCAAGGCACAGCCUGACUCCCUCCUUUGGCAAUCUCCACAUAACUCUAGCCCAAUGGUUGCCAUCAAUUUGAUUUGAAUUAAUUUUAUAAUGAAUGAUUUUAGAGUGUUGUUUGUGCUGUACUUUUGUACUGUUUUAUUGUUGUUAGCCGCCCUGAGCCCGGCUUCGGCUGGGGAGGGCGGGAUAUAAAUAAAAUUUAUUAUUAUUAUUAUUAUUAUUAUUAUUAUCCUAAUAACUGUUAGCAGUUCCAGGAUGCGGAAAUGGUGGAGAGACAAGACAACGCCGUCGGCGCUAAAUAGAAGUGAUUUCUGUUCACACAGGUUAAGGGACGCCGUGGGGAGGAGGGGAGGGUUAGGUUGAAUUUGGGAAAUAAAAUAAUAUAUGGGACAGCAAAGGAUAUAAUAGAUUCUUAUGGAAUAGUAAUAUAUUGUAACCAGAAUAGAAGUUUAAAAGCGUAAGUAAAUGUACUUUUAGUAUUUUCAUUAUUGUAAUAGUUAUUAUUAUUUCUUAUCGGUAGAAGGCAAUGUUAAUUUACCCCUCUUUGUUUUGCUGUCUGUAUAAUUAUUUUUUUUAAGUCAAUAAAAAGAAGAAGUGAUUUCUGCAUUGCAGGGGGUUCAGCUGGAUGAUCCUCGGAAAUCCCUUCCGUUUGAAAACGCCGGCCACGUGAAGAUAAAUUCAACAGUGCAAAUAAGUUUUGAGGGAUGGAGUACCGAAUGGUUCAGUUUAUGCAAAAUACGCAGGGAUUUCUGUUGUGCAAAAUGAACCACAGAAAGGGAAGCCGUUGAUAGUUUAAGGUGGUUGAAGUGAAUAUUCUAAAACAGAAAUUUAAUUUAAAAAUAGCCUUUUUUAAAAAAUCCCUUUCAAUGCCACAAAUCUGGGCUUCGUCGGAGACUUUUAAAGAGAGGUCGGCUGGACGUCCGUUGGGUAUUCUUCAGAUGCAAUCCCUGCGUUGCAGGGGGUUCGGCUAGAUGGCCUUUGGGGGUCCCUUCCAACUCCUCGGUUCUGUUCAAACGUUGGCCGUUCCCGAUCGCCUGCGAUCUGCCCCAUUGCAGAAGACAAACUGAGACACUCUCUCUCUCUCUCUCUCUCUCUCUCUCUCUCUCUCUCCAGUUGUGAGCUGCUCAGAAGUCGAGGGCCGUCUGGUGGAUAAACUCGCCCAGAACUACUCUAAGACGGUCCUGCCCGUCCGCAGCGUCGACGACAGAGUUCCCGUCCGCAUCGGGAUGUCUCUCUCGCAGCUGAUCAGCCUGGUGAGCAAAGGGUCUUUUGGACCCGGUGGCUUGGAGGAUGCAGGACUUGGAGCUGCCAGCAGGGGGAGGUGUGGCGGUGUGGCAGCCAAUCAGAACCCUGGUUCUGCUGCAGCCUGCAGAGGGCAGCCUAGUUUCCUUUUCCUGUUGGCGCAAUACCGCAGGGGAACAGCAGGGGGCGACAGUGCAGAAGGGGCGCUGUGCAAAUCUGGUGGUUGUCACAGUGACGCAGAGAGUCGGUCUCUUUAGAUUCAACCCGGGUUUUCCUCUAAACGGAACCUGUCCGGAUGUUCAAAAUAUGGGGCUGAUUCCUGCAUUGCAGGCGGUUCGUAGAAUCUGGAAUUGUAGAGUUGGGACCCCCAAAGGUCAUCCAGUCCAACCAGGAAUCGCUGCUAAAGAAUCCCUGGCAGGUGGCCAUGGAAUCGCUGCUUCGAAACCUCCAAACCUCUUAGGGAGUCCGUUCCGCAGUCAAAUGACUCUUGCCGUCAGAAAGUUCUUCCUAAAUUGUGUGAAAAUGGUAUAUUGCUGGUAUCUAACACUGAGUAAGGGAUGCGGGUGGCGCUGUGGUCUAAACCACAGAGCCUAGGACUUGCUGAUCAGGAGGUCGGCAGUUCGAAUCCCUGCGACGGGGUGAGCUCCCGUUGCUCGGUCCCUGCUCCUGCCAACCUAGCAGUUCAAAAGCACACCUGUGCAAGUAGAUAAAUAGGCACCGCUCCGGCGGGAAGGUAAACGGCAUUCCCAUGCGCUGCUCUGGUUCGCCAGAAGCGGCUUAGUCAUGCUGGCCACAUGACCCAGAAGCUGUACGCCGGCUCCCUCGGCCAGUAAAGCGAGAUGAGCGCCACAACCCCAGAGUCGUUCGCGACUGGACCUAAUAGUCAGGGGUCCCUUUACCUUUACCUAACACCAAGUAAACUGGCAAAAAUCUACUAAAUCAAACAAGUGUUGGAAAUGUAAAGAGAAAGAAGGUUCUUUUUAUCAUAUGUGGUGGUCUUGUAGCAAGGUUAAAGCUUACCAGGAAAUGAUAUACAGUGGUACCUCGGGUUAAGUACUUAAUUCGUUCUGGAGGUCUGUUCUUAACCUGAAACUGUUCUUAACCUGAAGCACCACUUUAGCUAAUGGGGCCUCCUGCUGCCGCCGCGCCACUGGAGCACGAUUUCUGUUCUCAACCUGAAGCAAAGUUCUUAACCUGAAGCACUAUUUCUGGGUUAGCGGAGUCUGUAACCUGAAGCGUAUGUAACCCGAGGUACCACUGUACAGUGGACGCUCGGGUUGCAAACGUGAUCCAUACGGGAGGCAUGUUCGCAACCCGCAGCGUCCACAACAUGCACGGGUUGCGAUUCGGCGCUUCUGCGCAUGCGCAAAGCGCAAUUUAGUGCUUCUGCGCAUGUGCGAGCGCCAAAACCCGGAAGUAACCCGUUUGAGUACUUCCGGGUUUCAGUGCGUCCGUAACCCGAAAACGCGCAACCUAAAGCGUCUGUAACCCGAGGUAUGACUGUACAAUGAAUUGAAAAGGAUGUUCAAAAUAACUUUUGCAAAACAAAAACCAGAAGCUUUUCUUUGGGGGAUUAUAGGGCAGAACUACCUAAAUUGUAUAGGGAUUUAUUUAUGUAUGCUAUACUACGGUGCCCCAAAGUGGGAAGAAGCAGAAGUCCCAGCAAAGGAAGAAUGGAUACAAAAAAUUAUGGAAUAUGCAGAAACGGCGAAACUUACCAGAAGAAUAAGAAAUCAAGAUAAACUUUUUAUAAAAGAAUGGAAACGGUUUAUUGAAUAUUUACAGAUAAAUUGCAAAGAGAUGAAAACAUUGGCAGGAUGUUUGUAAUAACCUGCAGGUUCAUAAGAGUAUAUAUUUAAAGCAGAUAAUUAAAUGAGCAAAUUAACUGAAUGUGGACAUGCAGAAGAUAUUAAAAAAAUAAAUUUAAGGAGCCGCAGAAAGAGGGGGAAGGAAGUCAAACUUUGAGAUGUUCAAUUGUAAAAGUAAUGAAAUGUAUAAACUUGAAAAGUAUAAAGAGAAACGAUAAAUUUCUUCCUAAUGUUUGGUCAUGGAAUUGUAGAGUUGGAAGGUACCCCCAAACUUUUGCCCAACAUGGGACUCGAACACAGGACCCUAAGGAUUUUGAGUCUCAUUCUCUGCUGACUGAGCUAUCCCAACUAGCAACAGUAAGUUUGUGUAUGUUUAUUCAAAACCUUCCAAGGAGUCUAGUUCAUUUGUUGUUGUUUUUUAAGUAGUUUGUAAAAAGUUCCUAUUCCUCUUUAAAGUCACAGUUGUCCUUGUCACACAAUUUAUACGUCAAUUUUGCCAGUUCUGCAUAGUCCAUCAAUUUCCCUUGCCCCGAUCUUUUGUCGGGGUUUCUUCAUUCUUCCAUCCUUGUGCUAUUAAGACUCUGGCCGCCGUUGUCACAUACGUAAAAUAUGUUCUUCAUUUUCCUUGGCAGGUCUUUUCCUACAAUCCCUAACAGAAAUGCUUCUGGUGUUGUUGCUUUUUGCAAAUGUUAAUUUGAACAUUUUCUUCUUCUUUUUUCUCUACAUUCCCACCACUUAUGAUAAAAUAUUAUGGCACAAGAUAUUGGCCAUAAUAUACUGUCUGAAGACUGGGGAAGAUUGUGGAAAACAGACUUACAAUUUACAGACUGCUCUCUUUGGAAAGGAAAUUAGAUGAAAAUGAUGUACAGAUUGCAAGAAUGUAUAAAACUGGGACAAAUGUAAGUGUAAGAAAAAAGAAGGGAGCUGUUAUGUACUGAGUUGAAUAGCAUCCAGAAUGCAGCAGUCUGGUUGGUCCUAGAACAAUAGGAUCCAGAAUUCAGCAGUCUGGUUGGUCCUAGAACAAUAGGAUCCAGAAAGCAGCAGUCUGAUUGGUGCUAGAACAAUGGGAUCCAGAAUGCAGCAGUCUGAUUGGUCCACAGGAGCCACCCAAUCCAGCUCCAGGUGGAAGUGAAUCCGCAACCUGAUUGGCCUACAGGAGAAUCCCGGAAUUAGCCAAUCACAUGGGGCCCAUUGUGUAUAUAAUGUAUAGAAAGCAGACAUUCUGGGGGAACGUCCAUUCUUCCUCACCACUAUGAGCUGAAUAAAGAGCAUGAAAUCCACUCUCAACUCCGAGUAUAUUUCAGGAGACUUUCAGAUUUUUGAAGAUGGCUCUUAUAUCCUCUCUUUUCUGGGCUAAACAUCACCCAAUUCCCUCAACCGCUCCUCCUAAAAUUCAGUUUCCGGACCCUUCAUCAUCUUGGUCGCCCUCUUCUGCGCACCUUCCAGCUUGUCAACACCCGUCUAAAAUUGAGGCGCCCAGAACGGGACGCAACAGGACUCCAGGCGGGGUCUGGCCAGGGUGGUUGGGCUAGAUGACCUUUGGGUCCCCUCCAAUUCUACAAUCCUGUGAUUCGAUGUCUCCUCUGGGCUUGGGCCAGGAAAGAGUUAACGGCGGCAGCUCGGCAGCUGAAGAUCCUGGCUAUUAAUAGCCGAAUCCUGGAGCCACGCAGGACAAAGGAAGACAGGUCUUCCUGUCCCUCUUAGCUCAUCCUCCCUCCAGGAAUGGUCCCAAUUUCCUUCCCAAGAAACAGCGAGAUAGAAUAAAAGCACAUCCCCAAGUGCAGUUUCUGCUGCCGUUCCAGACUUUCGUUCUUUCGUUAUUUCUAGUUGGGAUAGAGCAGGGAUCAGCAAACAUUUUCAACAGGGGGCCGGUCCACUGUCCCUCAGACUUUGGGGGCGGACAGCAGGCUAUAUUUUGGGGAAAAUAAUAAUGAACAAAUUCCUAUGCCCCACAAAUAACCCAGAGAUGCAUUUUAAAUAAAAGGACACAUUCUACUCAUGUAAAAACACACUGAUUCCCGGACUGUCCGCUGGCCGGAUUGAGAAGGCGAUUGGGCCGGAUCCGGCCCCCGGGCCUUAGUUUGCCUACCCAUGGGAUAGAGUCACACACCAGCAAAUUCAAAUUAUAAUUUAUCGUGUUUUUCCGUGUAUAAGACGCCCCCAUGUUUUGGGGGACUCCAAAUUAAGAAAACAUCCCUCAGUGUAUAAGAUGAGCCUCAAUUUUAAACCUAAUUUUUUGAUUAAAAAAACCCCUAGUCUUAUUUUAAAAAACCUAGUCUUUGGUAAAAAAAAACACAAAAAAACUUAGUCUUGUUAUAAGGAAAAAAACCCUGCUCUUUUUCCCUUAUGGGGUCUCCAAGAGCCCGUAUAGAGUCCUUAAGUGGGUUCCCUAUUGGUAGGAGAAAAUAACAGAGAAUAUUGAGAAGCAAAGCAGCUAGUAAGCCUAAUCUUAAUUGAACUGUUGCAACAGGGUCCCCCACACGCAGGAGGGAGGAGAACCCAGAGCAAUUGUUGUUGGGAUACUGCCAGGGAGAUAAAGUCCAUCAUGGCCCCCAAGCCGUCUGCCGGACGAUCCAUCGACCUCCCAUAGGCACGCAGUAUCAGCAAUUAGCGACAUGAGUUUCUAGAAAAUAUCUUGCCACAUUCUAGAGCUCAUGCACACUCUAUCAGCAGAUAAUGCACAGCCAAAAGGUUGCACUCAGGAGAGCAUUAUUUACAAGUUUAUUCAACGUUGAUCAGAACACAGAAAAACAUGACUGCCUGCUUUAGUGUCUACGACACAGAGAGAGAAACGAAAGCAACAGAAAACAUAAACAUCCUGUGAACAGGAAAUACGCAGACUCUGUGACUCACAGCCUGCUCCCUUUUAAGGUGGAACGGAAAUAUCCUAACAUGGUGCGCAAGCCCUUAUAUAGACUCUUGAAAUUGCCCACCCUGUAGCCCAAAACAUCAUGCAUACAUCACAGAAGGAGGCGGUCUACAGCGGAAAUCCUGUCUGCCAGGGUACCUGAUAAUGGUCACUGAUUGCUUUACCUGGGCAGCCUGGCCAUUCUUUUGUGAUGGUUAAUACUUUAGUUCCUGAGUCCAGGUCACAGGCUUACCCUAUUCAUACACAAAUACACCCGUAAGACAGGAUUUGCAAGCGAAAAGACAACGGGAAGGCUUUCCCCAUUUUCCUCCCUUACUGCAGAGGAAUAUUUGAGGUCAUUGGGAGAGUCAAAAUGGCUUCAGGAUUGCUCUCCUGUACUACUUCUUUUUUUUAAUAAUUUUUAUUGAGUUUUCCAUUUUAACAAUCCAAUCAGAUCACAUUAAACAUUCCAAAUUAUACAAAUACAUAAAGUCCAAAUAUUUUGCGAAAUUAUAAUUUUUUGUUGGGGCUUCCCAUGCUACUCACCUGGAGUACUGUGUCCAGUUCUGGGCACCACAGUUCAAGAAGGACACGGACAAACUGGAACGUGUCCAGAGGAGGGCAACCAAAAUGGUCAAAGGCCUGGAAACGAUGCCUUAUGAGGAACGGCUAAGGGAGCUGGGCAUGUUUAGCCUGGAGAAGAGGAGGUUAAGGGGUGAUAGGAUAGCCAGGUUCAAAGAUAUAAAAGGAUGUCACAUAGAGGAGGGAGAAAGGUUGUUUUCUGCUGCUCCAGAGAAGCGGACACGGAGCAAUGGAUGCAAACUACAAGAAAGAAGAUUCCACCUAAACAUUAGGAAGAACUUCCUGACAGUAAGAGCUGUUUGACAGUGGAAUUUGCUGCCCAGGAGUGUGGUGGAGUCUCCUUCUUUGGAGGUCUUUAAGCAGAGGCUUGACAACCAUAGGUCAGGAGUGCUCUGAUGGGGUUUCCUGCUUGGCAGGGGGUUGGACUCGAUGGCCCUUGUGGUCUCUUCCAACUCUUCUAUGAUUCUAUGAUUCUAAGUUCAGUGGGGUUCCAAUCAUCUCAUGUUUCUACUGCCUUGAGUUUCCAAUAGGUCCUUCUUUAAAUCUUCCUGUUGUUAUCCUUCCUUCCUUCAUGGCCUCUGUGUUGUUUCCACAGGCGAGUUGAAGUGAGCAGUGAUAUGCUUCUGUGUGUAGUUUGUAUGACUCUCCUUUUUUUUUUGCAGCUGAUAAGUCUGUCGUUCGCAAUAUGUCCUCACACGCUGGUGUUUAUGCCAAAUCAAUCCAAAAGUCCUUCUCUGGUGGCAGACGCCAUCUUCUCUCAGUUCCGAUGAAAUAAAACCUAGGCGUUUGCUCGUUCAUUUUCUCAGACAGGUUGCAUCAAACAUUAGUCUUUCAGGGGAGAUUUGCCAAAUCGGGCUUGAAGUACAGAUAUGAUAACAAAUUAAGAGCUCAUCUCCCCCAUGACUGUUUAUCUCUGCAACUCUGUCUAUCCCAUAAUGGCGGACCCCAAUUAAAUAGUGCGUCACAGGAGAGUCUUGCUCUCCUGUAGUAUUUCAGAUACGUGGUUUAUAUACUUAUGUAUGUGUUUGCCUUGUACCUUUGUCAACAUUUACUUUAUAUAUUUGAGACCUCAGAAUUCUUAUAACACCUUCAAUCUCCAGAUGGGCAAGAAUUAAUUUAUUUUGAUGACGAUGAUGAUGAGUAUGCUUGCAAGCUUGCAAGCAUCAGUCCAGCAGGAACUGGCUGCAAAUUAUUGCAUAGAUUGUCAGGGUGGGUGGGUUUCAUUUAUAUGAUUUCGUUUAUACACUGCACGAUGCGGACGGUCCAGGAAUCAGCGUGUUUUUACAUGAGUAGAAUGUGUCCUUUUAUGUAAAUUCCAUCUCUGGGUUAUUUGUGGGGCAUAGGAAGUCAUUCAUUUCCCCCCCCAAAAAAUAUAGUCCGGCCCCCCCACAAGGUCCGAGGGACAGUGGACCGGCCCCCUGCUGCAAAAGUUUGCUCACCUCUGGUUUAAAAUAUGCGCAAAGUUAAAAGGUUAAAAACUUGCCUGAAUGAGAAUAUUUUUAGCAGGUGCCAAAUAGAGUACCGUGAAGGGGUCAAGUGGCAGGGAGUUCCGAGUGAAAGAUUGGUUUCUUGCAAACGUGGUCCCUCCGACUGGGCCAACCGUUAGUGCUCUGAAAAAUCAGACAAUCCUUUUCUUUUCUUGUUUCUUCAGGCAGAGAAAGACGAGGAACUGACAACCAAAGUCUAUUUGGAUCUGGUAGGUGGAAAUGAAAUCUCUCUCUCUCUUUGCCUCCCUGACAAACGAACGCUUCUCUCCUUUUGGGGUAAGCGCCAGAAAGGGAUCCAAAUUCAGUUUUGUUCCAAGGGGUUUCUCCUCCGACUGCAUUUCCAAAGGCACAGAAUUCUCCCAGGGGUGCCCAAACUUUUUCAAACAGGGCCAGAUUGCUGAUCUUUUUUUAGGAUUGAACUUGUUGAGCUACAAUUUUACCCCAAGGGGCCACAUUUAAUCGACCAGCGGGCUGGAUUAGGCCCCCGGAACAGACUUUGGACUUGCCUGUUUGAGAGGAUGUUCAGAAACCAUCAGGCAAUGCUUUGUCUGCUGGAACUUUUCCAGGAGCGAUUAAUAAUAAUAAUUUAUUUAUACCCUGCCCAUCUGGCUGGGUUUCCCCAGCCACUCUGGGCGGCUUCCAACAAAACACUAAAAUACAAUAACCUAUUAAACGUUAAAAGCUUCCCUAAACAGGGCUGCCUUCAGAUGCCUUCUAAAAGUCAGAUAGCUGUUUAUUUCCUUGACAUCUGCUGGGAGGGCGUUCCACAGGGCGGGCGCCACCACCGAGAAGGCCCUCUGCCUGGUUCCCUGUAACUUGGCUUCUCGCAGGGAGGGAGCUGCCAGAAGGCCCUUGGUGCUGGACCUCAGUGUCCAGGCUGGACGAUGGGGGUGGAGAUGCUCAUUCAGGUAUACUGGGCCUUUGAGGCCGUUUAGGGCUUUCAAGGUCAGCACCAACGAUAACCUUCCUCUUGCCUUUCCUCCAAUGACUCUCUCAUCUCCCUCUCGAGAUAAAACACAUCUUUUUCUCUCUCUGUGGGUACCAGACAUGGACCGACUACCGCCUCGUCUGGGACCCCGACGACUAUGACGGCAUCACCUCCGUCAGGCUUUUCUCGGACGAGGUCUGGCUCCCGGAUAUCGUCCUAAUGAACAAGUGAGUGGCGAUGAGGACUAGGAACCUUGGCGCUGUCAAAAGGAAGAGACCUGCGGGGAAGGGAGGAGCUGUUCCCAGCAGGGAUCCCUCGCCUUCCCAUAUAAUGCCAUAAUAUGGCCUUCUCAUAGUGGGCGUCUGGGGAGAUCCAGCCAGAUGGGCAGGUUAUAAAUAAUAAAAUGUUAUUAAAUUAUUAUUAUGGGCCACUGGCCUGAAUCAGUAGCCUCUUCUUCGGCUCUCAAGCCAUUGACAAACCUUCUCCUCCAGGAACUGGUCCAAUCGUUUUCUAAAGCCAUUCUCGUCGGUGCCCAUCUCUGCCUCCUGUGGCAGGGAGUUCCGCAGAUUAAAAGUGAAAAAGUCCUGUCCUGAAUCUCCCAUCAUUCAGCUUUCACACAAGUUCAAGCGUUACGGGAGGAGAGGGAGAAAAACAUGUCUCUGCCCUCUUUCUCCAUGCCAGGCACUUUUGUAUAGACUUCUAUAAGAAUAAUUUAUUAUUUAUAGCCCGCCUAUCUGGCUGGGUUUCCCCAGCCACUCUGGGCGGCUUCCAGCAAAAUAUUAAAAACACGAUAAAACAUCAAACAUUACAAACUUCCCUGAACAGGGCUGCCUUCAGAUGUCUUCUAAAAGUCUGGUAGUUGUUUAUCUCUUUGACAUCUGAUGGGAGGGUGUUCCACUGUGCGGGUGCCACCACCGAGAAGGCCCUCUGCCUGGUUCCCUGUGACAUGACUUCUCGCAGGGAGAGAACCGCCAGAAGACCCUCGGAGCUGGACCUCAGUGUCCAGGCAGAACGAUGGGGGUGGAGACGCUCCUUCAGGUCUCCUGGGCCUUUGAGGCCGUUUAGGACUUUCAAGGUCAGCACCAACACUUGGAAUUGUGCUUGGAGAUGUACCUCCUCGCCUUUCCUCGAAACCAAAAUGUUCUCUAAACCACAAUAGGGGGGAGAGCUCUCGCACCCGGAUCCAGCUCGCGGGUUUCCCAUACAGGCGUGUGGCUGUGUGAAAAGGAGGCCGGACUAGAAGGGCUAUUGGCCUGAAGCACCGGCUUAACCUUGUUUUUGUCCCUUAUUCACCCUGUCCAGCAACGACGGCAACUUUGACAUUGCGCUGUCAAUCAACGUCCUGGUGAACCACAAAGGAGUCGUCCGGUGGCAGCCGCCAGCCAUUUACAAGAGCAGUUGCAGUAUCCAGGUGAGUGAGAUUUUCUUUAUAAAAAAUAAAUAAAUGAGAUGUGGUUACAAAUACAGUGGUACCUCGGGUUACAGACGCUUCAGGCUGCACACUCCACUAAGCCAGAAAUAGUGCUUCAGGUUAAGAACUUUGCUUCAGGAUAAGAACAGAAAUCGUGUUCCGGCGGCGUGGCAGCAGCGGGAGGCCCCAUUAGCUAAAGUGGUGCUUCAGGUUAAGAACAGUUUCAGGUUAAGAACGGACCUCCGGAACGAAUUAAGUACUUAACCCGAGGUACCACUGUACUAUAAAAUGAAUAUGCGCCGCCGGAGUGCAAAGAUCUGCCCAGUGCCCCCAAAUUUAGUUUUUGUUGUUGUUGUUGUUUAGUCGUGUCCGACUCGGGGGAAAAGAAAAUACAGAUAUACAGAGCAUGAUAGUACUGUAAAUUUUAAAAAUGACAGCCUUUUUCUCUCUCAUUUUUUCUGGGGGGGUGUAUUUGUGCGGCAGGUAACCUACUUCCCCUUCGACUGGCAAAACUGCACGAUGGUUUUCCGCUCAUACACUUACGACACCUCAGAAAUCACCCUUCUCCACCCGAUCGGUGAGGACGGGUUGGAGUUGAAGGAGAUUAUCAUCUACGAAAACACGUUUAUCGGUGAGGAAUGGUGGAUUCUGGGGAAAUACGUGUGGCGGGGGCUGGCUAGACAAGGAAGGGUAAAAUCAGCCCUAGACCCCCCCCAAGGGAUGACCCAAAAGACAACUUAGACCAGGGGUCAGCAAACUUUUUCAGCAGGGGGCCGGUCCACUGUCCCUCAGACCUUGUGGGGGGCCGGACUAUAUUUGGGGGGAAAAUAAAAAUGAACGAAUUCCUAUGCCCCACAAAUAACCCAGAGAAGCAUUUUAAAUAAAAGAACACAUUCUACUCAUGUAAAAACAUGCUGAUUCCCGGACCGUCCAUGGGCCAGAUUGAGAAGGCGAUUGGGCCAGAUCCGGCAGAGAAUGCCCAGUAGCAGUAUAGUGUCAGGAAUAUAGGUUGUUAAGAUCCUUUUGUCCCGUUUAGUUGCUUCCUGCACUCCCCUCUUGCAACGAAGAGACAACAAGCUGUUGUUGUUUAGUCGUUUAGUCGUGUUCGACUCUUCGUGGCCCCCUGGACCAGAGCACGCCAGGCACUCCUGUCUUCCACUGCCUCCCGCAGUUUGGUCAGACUCAUGCUGGCAGCUUCGAGAACACUGUCCCACCAUCUCGUCCUCCGUCGUCCCCUUCUCCUAGUGCCCUCCAUCUUUCCCAACAUCAGGGUCUUUUCCAGGGAGUCUUCUCUUCUCAUGAGGUGGCCAAAGUCUUGGAGCCUCAGCUUCAGGAUCUGUCCUUCCAGUGAGCACUCAGGGCUGAUUUCCUUCAGAAUGGAGAGUUUGAUCUUCUUGCAGUCCAUGGGACUCUCAAGAGUCUCCUCCAGCACCAGAAUUCAAUAGCAUCCAUUCUUCGGCGAUCAGCCUUCUUGAUGGUCCAGCUCUCACUUCCAUACAUCACUACUGGGAAAAUCAGAGCUUUAACUAUACGGACCUUUGUUGGCAAGCUGAUGUCUCUGCUUUUUAGGAUGCUGUCUAGGUUUGUCAUUGCUUUUCUCCCAAGAAGCAGGCGUCUUUUAAUUUUGGGACUGCUGUUACCAUGUGCAGUAAUCAUGGAGCCCAAGAAAGUAAAAUCUCUCACUGCCUCCAUUUCUUCCCCUUCUAUUGGCCAGGAGGUGAUGGGACCAGUGACCAUGAUCUUCGUUUUUUUUUGGAUGUUGAGCUUUAAACCAUAUUUUGCACUCUCCUCUUUCACUCUCAUUAAAAGCUUCUUUAAUUCCUCCUAAGUUUAAAAUGCUUUACUUACAAAACGUUCCAAAGGUCAGAUUCCUGCGUGUAUCCAAGCAGCAGCAAUGCAGAACACAGGCAGAAUACUCUCGGAAUUGCAGAGAAUGCAGAAAGCUUGCUUAGCACGUCUUCCUUGGUUAGUUACAUGGUGAGGAGAGAGUGAGAGAGGAACAGGAAGAGUAGGCUUCACUUCCUCCCUCGCCAGGGGGAAGAGUGGGCGUGACCUAGCUGAGUCUAGGAACACAGCUCUAUUGUCUUAACCCCUUCAUGCACUAACUAGGAAUCACGCAUAGUUGUAUUUCACUGCAAUUUCACUGCAAUUUCCCUUCUGUCUUUUCCUUUGGCAGACAACGGGCAGUGGGAGAUCCGGCACAAACCGUCCCGCAAGAACACCCUCCCGGGAGACCCCCUGUACGAGGACAUCACCUUCUACCUCAUCAUUCGGAGGAAGCCCCUCUUCUACCUCAUCAACGUCAUCAUCCCUUGCAUCCUAAUUACCAUCCUGGCCAUCUUUGUCUUCUAUCUCCCACCAGAUGCUGGUGAGUAGCCAGAAAAAAAGAGCCACUCUUGAGCGACACCUUCAGGCUGUUAAGUGUUAUUACACCCUGUGGGAUGGGCUUCGCUGAGCCUGACGCCCUCCUCAAAGAGGGAUAUUGCAAAGCUGGGGGGGGGCGUUCCACAGGGCGGGCACCACCACCAAGAAGGCCCUCUGCCUGGUUCCCUGUAACUUCACUUCUUGCAGGGAGGGAACCGCCAGAAGGCCCUUGGUGCUGGACCUCAGUGUCCAGGCUGGACGAUGGGGGUGGAGAUGCUCCUUCAGGUCUACUGGGCCUUUGAGGCCGUUUAGGGCUUUCAAGGUCAGCACCGACACUUUGAAUUGUGCUCGGAAAUGUACUGGGAGCCAAUGUAGGUCUUUCAGGACCGGUGUUAUAUGGUCUCCCAGUCACCAGUCUGGCUGCUGCAUUCUGGAUUAGUUAUAGUUUCCGGAUCACCUUCAAAGGUAGCCCCACGUAGAACGCAUGGCAGUAGUCCAAGCGGGAGAUAACCAGACCGUGCGCCACUCUGGAGAGACAGUCUGCGGGCAGGAAGGGUCUCAUCCUGCGUACCAGAUGGAGCUGGCAGACAGCUGCCCUGGACACAGAGUUGACCUGUGCCUCCAUGGACAUCUGUGAGUCCAGAAUGACUCCCAGGCUGCGCACCUGGUCCCUCAGGGGCACAGUUGCCCCAUUCAGGACCAGGGAGUCCUCCACACCCGCCCGCCCCCUGUCCCCCCAAAACAGUACUGCUCAUGUUCUCCUCCACCUCCCUUCCUCAGGCGAGAAGAUGACCCUCUCCAUCUUUGCUCUCCUCACCCUCACCGUCUUCCUCCUGCUACUGGCCGACAAGGUUCCGGAGACAUCCUUGGCAGUGCCCAUCAUCGUGAAAUACCUCAUGUUCACCAUGAGUCUCGUGACUUUGUCCGUCAUCCUCAGCGUGGUCGUCCUCAACUUGCACCAUCGCUCACCCAACACCCAUGAGAUGCCCUUCUGGGUGAGACAGGUAUGUGGGGGAGAUUGACACUAACAUUUCUUCUUCUUUGGCGAUCCCUCGUAGCCGAGUAAGAUGGUCUUCCAUGAACACGGUUUUAACAGUGAGUCCGUAAGUGACUGUGGAGGCCAAUUCUGGACCCACACAUCCUUCCACAGUGGGGACAUUGGUUUCCGGGCGGGAGUUGAUCCCGGUGUGGAUUUGCCAAGCGUGCCUUCCUCUUAGCACGUUUCUCCCUUGCGUCCUGAGUUCGAGUGUCUUCAAAGCCCAUGAUGCCUUUGGUAAAGGCUGUUCUCCAACUGGAGCGCUCGCAGGCCAGUGUUUCCCAAUUGUUGGUUUUUAGCCGCUCUGAGCCCGGUUUCGGCUGGGGAGGGUGGGAUAUAAAUAAAAAUUUAUUCUUCUUCUUAUUAUUAUACUACAUUUUUUGAAAUUUGCCUUCAGACAGCCUUUGAACCUCUUUUGUUGACCACCAGCAUUAAACUUUCCAUUUCUAAGUUGGGAAUAGAGUACCAUAUUUUUCGCUCUAUGAGACGCACCAGACCACAAGUUUUUGGAGGAGGAAAACAGGAAAAAAAAUAUUCUGAAUCUCAGAAGCCAGAACAACAAGAGGGAUCACUGCGCAGUGAAAGCAGCAAUCCCUCUUGCUGUUCUGGCUUCUGGGAUAGCUGCGUAGCCUGCAUUCGCUCCAUAAGACGCACACACAUUUCCCCUUACUUUCUAGGAGGGAAAAAGUGAGUCUUAUAGAGCCAAAAAUACGGUAGUUGCUUUGGAAGACAAUCAUCACAACAUGACCAGUCCAACGAAGUUGAUGUUGAAGAAUCAUCGCUUUGACACUGGUGAUCUAAAAUUUAAACCUCCUAUCUCACGUGGGGGAGAAAUACAAAAAGUAAACAGGCUGUGAAGCCUUUCUAGCAGAGUAAAGACACUUAUACAUUUUGCCGUGUAAUGAAGUUUAGGAAUAAGGCAACUAUAUCUUUUUGUCCACUUUUAUUUGUGGUCUGCUUUGCCUCGCCAUCCCCAUUGGAGCAAAUAGAAUCAUAGAAUCAUAGAAUCAUAGAGUUGGAAGAGACCACAAGGGCCAUCGAGUCCAACCCCCUGCCAAGCAGGAAACACCAUCAGAGCACUCCUGACAUAUGGUUGUCAAGCCUCUGCUUAAAGACCUCCAAAGAAGGAGACUCCACCACACUCCUUGGCAGCAAAUUCCACUGUCGAACAGCUCUUACUGUCAGGAAGUUCUUCCUAAUGUUUAGGUGGAAUCUUCUUUCUUGUAGUUUGGAUCCAUUGCUCCGUGUCCGCUUCUCUGGAGCAGCAGAAAACAACCUUUCUCCCUCCUCUAUGUGACAUCCUUUGAUAUAUUUGAACCUGGCUAUCAUAUCACCCCUUAACCUCCUCUUCUCCAGGCUAAACAUGCCCAGCUCCCUUAGCCGUUCCUCAUAAGGCAUCGUUUCCAGGCCUUUGACCAUUUUGGUUGCCCUCCUCUGGACACGUUCCAGUUUGUCAGUGUCCUUCUUGAACUGUGGUGCCCAGAACUGGACACAGUACUCCAGGUGAGGUCUGUCCAGAGCAGAAUACAGUGACACUAUUACUUCCCUUGAUCUAGAUGCUAUACUCCUAUUGAUGCAGCCCAGAAUUGCAUUGGCUUUUUUAGCUGCCGCGUCACACUGUUGGCUCAUGUCAAGUUUGUGGUCAACCAAGACUCCUAGAUCCUUUUCACAUGUACUGCUCUCAAGCCAGGUGUCACCCAUCUUGUAUUUGUGCCUCUCAUUUUUUUUGCCCAAGUGCAAUACUUUACAUUUCUCCCUGUUAAAAUUCAUCUUGUUUGUUUUGGCCCAGUUCUCUAAUCUGUCAAGGUCGUUUUGAAGUGUUUCAAAUAAAUUGAAAAGGAUGUUCAAAAUAACAUUUGUAAAAACACACACACAACCAGAAGCUUUUCUUUUGGGACAGAACUACCUAAAUUGUAUAGAAAUCUAUUUAUGUAUGCUAUACUACAGCAGUAAGAAUGUUACUUGCUCCAAAGUGGGAAGAAGCAGAAGUCCCAGCAAAGGAAGAAUGGAUACAAAAACUUAUGGAAUACGCAGAAAUGGCGAAACUUACCAGAAGAAUAAGAAAUCAAAACAACAAACUUUUUAUAAAAGAAUGGAAACGGUUUGUUGAAUAUUUACAGAUAAAUUGCAAACAGAUGAAAACAUUGGCAGGAUUAUUGUAGUAACCUGCAGUUUCAUGAGAGUAUAUAUUUAAAGUCGAUAAUUAAAUGAAUUUGGAUAUGCAGAAAAUAUUUAAAAAUAAAUUUAAGGAACUGCAGAAAGAGGGGGAAGGAAGUCAAACUUUGAAAUGUUAAAUGGAUUGUAAAACUAAUGAAAUGUAUAAACUUGAAAAGUAUAAACACAAAGAGAGAGAAUGAAACAAACGUUUUUAGUAAGAAAAAAACGUUUACUUACAUUUCAGUGCAGGCAGCAAAUAUAGCAAUGUAGUAGAUAGAAGACGACUUCAAACUUAGAGCAAAAUAAGAGUUGGCGGUCUCAAUAGAGGGUGCGUGAGUCCUCAGACACAUUUCCGCUUAGCAUGUUGGAGCAUGGUAGAAAAAGAGAGGCAGAAGGAGACCUGCACUGGUGUAGCAAAACAUGCAUUUGUGAUUGGGCAGCAAAUCCCACAGGAAUAGCGCCAUCGCUUGAAGGGGCAGUGGGAGAACAGCUGCAUCUUAAAAGGAAAGUGAUAGGGGGGCGAGGAGGAAGAAGCUGACCAGCAGAACCGUGCUUGGGACCAGCUGUGAACUGUGGAACUCCCUGCCACAGGAGGGAGCGACGGUUCCCAACCUGGGUGGCUAUAAAAGAGAACUGGGCAUGUUCAUGGAGGAAGAGGGCGCUACUGAUGGCUACUAGCCGGAAUGGCUGUGUUUUGCCUCCACGGUCAGAGGCAGCGAUCCUUCUGAAGAACAGUUGCUGGAAACCGCAGGCGGGGAGAGUGGCUCUCGAACUCGGGUCCUGCUCGCGGGUUCCCCAGAGACAUCUGGUCAUACUCUGUGAUGGCAGCAUGUUGGACUAGAUAGGUCAUUGGACAGAUCCAGCAAGCUUCAUAUUACAUUAUUAUGCCUUUCAGACUGCAAUGAGCGUGAGAUGCCAAAAGGCCAGGGAGAGAUUCACAGCCACUAAAGGCCAUAGGGACUACCAUCAGCUGUCAGAUUAAUAAUAAUAAUAAUAAUAAUAAUUUAUUAUUUAUACCCCGCCCAUCUGGCUGGGUUUCCCCAGCCACGAUUAUAUAAAAGCAUCUAUAUAGUUCUGUUUUUGGCCUCCGGCCUUUGGCUUGGACUCAGUCUGACCCAUAUGUUUCCCUCCCCUUAUGGUUUUGAUCUACGGGCUGCUUUUAAAACGAGGCUGCAUUUUAAAUUGCAUUUUAACCUGUAUUUUAAAUUGGUGUUUUCCCCCCCGUAUUAUGUUCUCACUGUAAUUUUUACUACUGUUAUCUGCCCUGAGCCCAGCUCUGGCCAGAGAGGAUGGGGUAUAAAUUAUUAUUAUUAUUAUUAUUAUUAUUAUUAUUAUUAUUAUUGAGACAACCACCCUCUUACCAAUACCUUCUGCCUCGCUGGCAUCCCUUAAGCAGAAAUGUGGGGGGGAAUGUGAGGAAAUGUACUCUCUCUUCCUCCCUCUCCUUCCUUCUCUAGAUCUUCAUCCACACACUACCCCGGUAUUUGGGCUUGCGGCGUCCCAAGCCAGAGACACUCUUGAAACCUGCACCCCCACACCCCAAACAAGAGACCGUGGUGAAAAGCAACCGCCGGACGGACGAAUAUUUUAUCCGCACCCCUGCCUACGAUUUCCUGUUCCCCAAACCCAACAGGUGAAGAGGCCGGGCAAUUUGACACUGGUGGGAUGAACGAGAGAGAGGUCAUUGCUAGGUACAGGGGUACCUCGGGUUACAUACGCUUCAGGUUACACACUAUGCUAACCCAGAAAUAGUGCUUCAGGCUAAGAACUUUGCUUCAAGUUGAGAACAGAAAUCAUGCUCCAGCGGCGCGGUGGCAGCAGGAGGCCCCAUUAGCUAAAGUGGUGCUUCAGGUUAAGAACAGUUUCAGGUUAAGAACGGACCUCCGGAACGAAUGAAGUACUUAACCUGAGGUACCACUGUAGUUCUGAAAUUGUGGCAGUGGGAAUUGGGGACACGCCCCAGACUCUCAGUCAGUCAGACUUUAUUCAGGAUUGCGUCGCCAGGUAGAGUCCAAAGAUCAUUCCCGAUUUCCUCGCAAAUUGCAAAUCCGAUUUGGUCAUGUUGACGGUAAAGCCAGUUCAGAAGGUUUCAAAGCCCGUUGAGAGCGAGGGCCACCCUUUCCGGUUCAGUGUUGUCGUCACUCCAAAUGGGGAAAUAUCUUCGCCCUGGCACUUUUCAGGACUAAUUGGAUUUUUUUUGAAAAAGGAGGGCCCUCCCCAUUUGAGAAAUAUUUGCUACUCUUGAAUAAAGGGACCCCUGACCAUUAGGUCCAGUCGUGACCGACUCUGGGGUUGCGGCACUCAUCUCGCUUUACUGGCCGAGGGAGCCGGCAUACAGCUUCCGGGUCAUGUGGCCAGCAGGACUAAGCCGCUUCUGGCGAACCAGAGCAGCGCACGGAAACGGCGUUUACCUUCCCGCCGGAGCGGUACCUAUUGAUUUACUUGCACUGGUGUGCUUUCGAACUGCUAGGUUGGCAGGAGCAGGGACAGAGCAACGGGAGCUCACCCUGUCGCGGGGAUUCGAACCGCCAACCUUCUGAUCAGCAAGUCCUAGGCUCUGUGGUUUAACCCACAGCGCCACCCGCAUCCCUUACUCUUGAAUAGCUCCCUUAAAAUAGAGGGGAAGAUGGCGGCCUCAGCUUGUUCUACCAAUGGUGGACUUCUUCUUCCAUUCUCACUCUUUCAAGGUUUUCAUAAAAUUGUUGGGAGAGUCAUCUGCAGUGUGGGGGUCUUUUGCCCAACGUGGGGCUCGAACCCUCGACCCUGAAAUUCAGAGUCUCAUGCUCUGCUAACUGAUUUAUUUACAUGGGAGAGGAUAUAUUAAUUACAAAUAUCCUUCCAGACUCUCACAUGUGUGGGGUCAGCUUGAAUAAUCAGCUUGAUGUUUGCAUUUGGAACAUGGGCAGAGCUUUUAGAUGACCACCCUUUGGCAGGAAAACAGAAGCUUAGGAAAGGCUGAAAGCUGCCACUUUUGGAGUUACCACGCUUAGUAAAAUAAUGACCGUAAAGUAAGUUUAAAUUGGAGUUUACUUACUUAAAAGUCUUGCGCUCAUUUUCAGCACCCAACAGCAGCAAACACAACACUGGUGGAAAAAUACUUCUAGGUUAUAAAAUACAUAGUUAAAUAGUAAAAUUGUGUCUAUGCUCAGGGAGAGUUGAGACACACAUCCAUCCCAAUCAAAAAUAUGGUGCAAAAGGACAAAGAGAGAGAGAAAGAGAGAGGGGAUAAGGAUAAGGAAUCGCAUUCCUAUGGACUGAGUCUGCCUGUCUAGGAAUUUACAUCUCUGUGGCUGUUAGCCCCUAGACCAGGGGUCAGCAGACUUUUUCAGCAGGGGGCCGGUCCACUGUCCCUCAGACCUUGUGGGGGGCCGGACUAUGUUUUGAAGGGGGAAAAUGAACGAAUUCCUAUGCCCCAGAAAUAACCCAGAGAUGGGUUUUAGAAUGGCGGCAGCUACACUCGGAACUCCCUGCCUCUUGACCCCUUCAUGGUAUUUUUUUUGGCACCUGCUAAAAAGAUUCUCAUUCAGGCAAUGUUAACUUUUCGUAUAUUUUAAACCGUCGCUGUACGCUUUUUCUUACGCUUUUGUCUCUUUUCGUAAACCGCUUUGAGAGGCUGUUGUAGUAGUUGCAGAGGUCAGUAAUCUUUUUCAGCAGGGGGUCGGUCCACUGUCCAUCAAACCUUGUGGGGGGCCGGAUUAUAUUUUGAAGGGAAAAAAUGAACGAAUAACCCCCACAAAUAACCCAGCGAUGCAUUUUAAAUAAAAGGACACAUUCUACUCAUGUAAAAAACACGCUGAUUCCUGGACGUCCGCAGGCCAGAUUUAGAAGGCGAUUGGGCCGGAUCCGGCCCCCAGGCCUUAGUUUGCCUACCCACGCCCUAGACCAAUGGUUCUCAACCUGUGGGACCCCAGAUGUUGUUGGACUACAACUCCUAUCAUUCCUAGCCACUCAUGACCAGUGGGCAGGGAUGAUGGGAGUUGUAGUCCAACAAUAUCUGGGGACCCACAGGUUGAGAACCGCUGCUAGACUCGCUAAUUGACGAGAAUAUGCAUUGUUAGGUUUGACGGCAAAUCUCCCGCAGGUUCCAGCCAGAGGCGUUCCCCACGGAUAUGAAGAAGUACAUUGACGGCCCCAGUCACUGCAUCGCGCUUCCGCCAGACUUGAAGGCCGCCAUGGACGCCAUCACCUACAUAGCAGAGCAGCUCCAAGAACAGGAUGACUACGAUGAGGUGAGUUCUUGUGGAAGAAACCAAGCCUUCUGGGGAAGGGUGGAAGGAUCUGGGCGUGUUUUGCCUGGAUAAAGGGAGACCGAGAUGAGAUGCAAUUUGUUGUUGUUGUUUAGUCGUUUAGUCGUGUCUCCUCGUGACCCCCUGGACCAGAGCACGCCAGGCCCUCCUGUCUUCCACUGCCUCCCGCACUUUGGUCAAACUCAUGCUGGUAGCUUCGAGAACACUGUCCCACCAUCUCAUCCUCUGUCGUCCCCUUCUCCUUGGGCCCUCCAUCUUUCCCAACAUCAGGGUCUUUUCCAGGGAGUCUUCUCUUCUCCUGAGGUGGCCAAAGUCUUGGAGCCUCAGCUUCAGGAUCUGUCCUUCCAGUGAGCACUCAGGGCUGAUUUCCUUAAGAAUGGAGAGGUUUGAUCUUUUUGCAGUCCAUGGGACUCUCUAUUGCAUCAUCAAUAGCCACCUUCAAAUAUCUGGUGGGCUUCCACAUGGAAGAGGGAACAAAGGUGUUCUGGAGGGCAGGACCCCCAAAACCAACAGAUUCAAAUUACAAGGGAGGAGAUUCCAGGCAGUUGGAGGAUGGAUGGCGGCUAAUGGAUUGAGGUUGAAUCCUGACAAGACAGAAGUACGGGAGGCGGGCAGGUGUGGAGGACUCCCUGGUCCUGAAUAGGGUAACUGUGCCACCGAAGGACCAGGUGCGCAGCCUGGGAGUCAUUCUGGACUCACCGCUGUCUAUGGAGGCGCAGGUCAAUUCUGUAUCCAGGGCAGCUGUUUACCAGCUCCAUCUGGUACGCAGGAUGAGACCCUCCCCGCCCGCGGGCUGUCUGGCCAGAGUGGUGCAUGCUCUGGUUAUCUUCUGCUUGGACUACUGCCAUGCGCUCUACGUGGGGCUACCUUUGAAGGUGACCUGGAAACUACAAUUAAUCCAGAAUGCGGCAGCUAGCCUGGGGACUGGGAGCGGCCGCCGAGACCACAUAACACCGGUCUUGAAAGACCUACAUUGGCUCCCAGGACAUUUCCGAGCACAAUUCAAAGUGUUGGUGCUGACCUUGAAAGCCCUAAACGGCCUCAAAGGCCCAGUAGACCUGAAGGAGCGUCUCCACCCCCAUCGUCCAGUCCGGACACUGAGGUCCAGCUCCGAGGGCCUUCUGGCGGUUCCCUCGCUGCGUGAAGCCAAAUUACAGGAAACCAAGCAGAGGGCCUUCUCAGUGGUGGCGCCCGCCCUGUGGAACACCCUCCCACCAGAUGUCAAAGAGAUAAACAACUACCUGACAUUCAGAAGACAUCUGAAGGCAGCCCUGUUUAGGGAAGUUUUUAAUGUGUGAUAUUUUAGUGUAUUUUUGGUCUUUGUUGGAAGCCGCCCAGAGUGGCUGGGGAAACCCAGCCAGAUGGACAGGGUACAAAUAAUAAAUUAUUAUUAAAUUAUUAAAACUAGGAAGAACCUUCUGAGGGUCCGAACUGUUUGGCUGUGGAACACAUGCCCUCUGAAGGUGACGGGUUCUCCUUCAUUGGAGGUUUUUAUGCAGAGGUUGGAUGGACACCUGUCAAGCAGCUCCGACUCCUGUCUCGCAGGGGUUUGGGCUGGAUGACCUUUGAGGGUCCCUCCCAGUUCGACUGUUCUGUGACCUGCUUCCUCCUUCCCUUGCAGCUGAAGAAGGACUGGGAGUACGUCGCCAUCGUGGUGGACCGCCUCUUCUUCUGGACCUUCAUCAUCUUCACCACGCUGGGCACCUUCAGCAUCUUCCUGGACGCCAGUUUCCACCUGCCCCCUGACCAGCCCUUCCCCUGAGCCCACAGCCUCCUUCGCCCAACCGGAAUAAUGUGUCAGGUGGUCCUUCCACGGGGAAGGCCUGUGAACCGUUGACUCCCGCCGACACGGCGACAGGAUGUGAAGAACAUGCUCGUGCCCACAUCCCUAUGGGGUGGGUCUGGGGAACCUCAGGGUCAAAUACAGCCCCCUAAGCCUCUCUAUUCAGACCCUAGGCCACACCCUCUCUGCAAGUCACACCCACUGGGACUCCUCAAGGCCACACCCUCUCCUCAAGCCACACCCACUGGGACUCUACAAGGCCACAUCCCCUCCUUAAGCCACACCCACUAGGACUCCACAAGGCCAAGCCCUCUCCUCAAGCCACACCCACUGGGACUCUCCAAGGCCACACCCUCUCAAGCCACACCCCUACAUGUACUGUACAAGGCCACGCCCUCUCCUCAAGCCACACCCACUGGGAUUCCACAAGGCCACACCCUCUCAAGCCACUCCCAUUGGGAUUCCACAAGGCCACACCCUCUCCUCAAGCCGCACCCACUGAACUCUACAAGGCCACACCCUCUCCUCAAGCCACCCCCACUGGGACUCUACAAGGCCACACCCUCUCCUCAAGCCACUCCCACUGGGAUUCCACAUGGUCACACCCUCUCAAGCCACACCCACUGGGACUCUACAAGGCCAUGCCCUCUCCUCAAGCCACACCCACUGGGAUUCCACAAGGCCACACCCUCUCCUCAAGCCACGCCCCAUGGGACUCAACAAGGCCACACCCUCUCCUCAAGCCACACCCACUGGGACUCCACAAGGCCCCACCCUCUCCUCAAGCCACACCCCCACUGGGACUCUCACUGGGUGACCUUUGUCCAGCCGCUGCCUUUCUCAGCCUAGCCUACCUCGCAAGAUUGUUGUGGGGAUUAAAGGAGGAGGGGAGGGAGAACCUUGAGCUCCUUGGGGGAUAUGAAUGCAACAAAUAAAGAAAUGAAUAAUAAAACUC